Molecule: messenger RNA, 1462 nt
Organism: Hyla sarda
Lineage: Eukaryota; Metazoa; Chordata; Amphibia; Anura; Hylidae
Gene: LRRC10
Product: leucine rich repeat containing 10
Exons: 1
Coding region: 444-1328 (294 amino acids)
Molecular function (GO): protein binding
Source: RefSeq, a predicted model, not a curated record
UCUGGACUUUUGUUGGAAUGUUUAUCGGAGAUUUAUCCAAGUUUAAAAAUCCAAACUUUUAAACAUCCACUAUCAGGAUGUAGAUACCUCCAUAAAUAACAAUGUGCAUAGCACAUCAUGUUUUAUUUCCCCCUCUGCUUUUUCGUAAGCUUUUGCCAGAAACAGUCAAUUCACAGAGUCUGAAAUGGUAUGUUAACCUUACUGUUUGUAUAGUUGUUCAGACCUUAGAGACAUGGGAGAAAUGUUCUUUAAAGUCAUUUCUGUCCUUCUCAUCACCAGACGCUCCUCCAGUUAUCAGUAACUCUUGAGUUUAAUCACAGUUACCAUGUAAACAAUGUGUCGCAAUGGAACAAUGGAAAUGCCACUCUCAGCAUACUCCAUAAAAUAAUGUCCAGGAGGAAACAGAAGGCUCUGAGCAUGAAGCGUAUGUAAAUGCAUAGAAGAUGGGCAACACGAUCAGAGGAAUUAUUGCUUUCAUCCCAUCUAACACUUGCCAAAAAUACCUUCUAGGAGACUUGGAAGAAAUGCCUAUCGAUAAGAUGGUUGACUUGAGCAGUAUGCAGCUGAGGAGGUUUCCACUAAGGGUAUGUGCAUUUACAGAACUUGUCAAGUUAUACUUGAGCGACAACAAUUUAAACAACCUUCCUCCAGAGCUUGAACUACUACAGAACCUCCAGAUCCUUGCCUUGGACUUUAACAACUUUAAGGUUCUUCCACUAGUUGUAUGCAGCUUAAAGCAGCUAUGUAUAUUAUACCUUGGAAAUAAUCAUAUUAGAGACCUUCCACAGGAGCUAUGUUACCUCAAGAACCUGCACACUCUUUGGAUUGAAUCCAAUUAUUUAACCCAUUUUCCUUCUUUCAUAUGUGAACUGACCCUCCUGAAGACACUUCAUAUUGGCUGCAAUCAAAUACGUAACAUUCCCAUGGAGCUGAAAAAUCUUGUAGAAUUGCGCAGCAUUUGGAUGUCAGGGAAUCUCCUCACGGAAUUUCCACCUGUUUUACUACAAAUGCCUUUCCUAGACAUAAUUGACGUAGACCGGAAUGGUAUAAGAUUUUUCCCAAGUCUGAUGCACUUGACAGGACUGAAGCUUGUUAUCUACGACCAUAAUCCAUGUCAAAAUGCGCCUAAAGUAGCAAAGGGAGUUCGAAGAGUGGGACGAUGGUCCGAAGAGAGCCCAGAACCCAAGAAGAGGUUUGAAGUGGAAGCCGAGCUUGAAAAAGCUGCAGAAGAUAAAGAUACACAACCAGCAGAAUCGAACGAGCCACCAGCUGCGAGCAGUGAUAUCCCACAAGAGGCAACGUCUGCAUUAACCAUCAAGGACAACUGAGUGAUAUAAAAGUAUAGACUCUUUAAAAAGGAAUGUUGACUGAAUGAAAACAUUUUCCACAAAUAUUUAUAUAUGAUAAAUUCAGUUGCUGAAAUUCAAGUUAAUUUUCUGUAAGUAAAACUAUGAUAUAAGCG